AUGCAAGCAAUGAGCGCCGCGAAUCUGGUCAUAGAGAUCAAAGCUCGAUCGUUACCAUCGUCGUUGACUUCACAGGAUACCACACAUCCUGCCCGCCUAGCAUGGGCACUUGACCUCUACGCGCCGGGCGGAACAAGGGUACGCAGCAUAACAGUGAAGGAUCCUGUUCAUGGUGAGCAACGCCGUCUCUGCCAUUGGUAUCUCGAGGAGCAUGUCCAAAAAGUUCCUUAUUCAGUCGGCCUUGCCAACGACGCGAGGGCGCUUUUAGAGGAGUAUCCGAGACGGCUCUGGCGGGAGCUACACCUGGUAGAUGUUAUAUCUGCUUGUGGAAUCACGCAACAGGAAAGUCCAAAGCUGCUCACGCUUCAAAUAAGCGAUAAAGAAUACCCCAGUGCAGAAUCGAAGAACACCGUUCACCAGCUCUUCUGGGAAACUCUAGAGUAUCUAGAUUCUAUCAUUACAUCUGGAUGGAAAGUCGUUGUGGAGCGACACCUUUCUCCAGUGGAUAUCCCUGGAUCCCUGACGACGCGAGUGCGGUCACGGGGGUCGAAGGAAGAGAAUAUAGUCAGAGUCAAUGUCCUUCUCGUUAUUGCGAGAGACACGUCGAGGAAUCCCGAGACCUACAGUGAUGUCCGCCCCUUCCUGGCUUGGGGAGCGCUCAACCAAGUUCAAAACGCCCUGGAUGCAAACGGAGGCCCUCUGAAGCUCCAUGUGGAAAUAGCUCGUCCAGGCACCUUUGGCUCAUUUAAAGAACAUUUGCGACGCGCGAAAGAAACUCAUGGUCCUGGGUACUUCCAAAUAGUUCACUUCGAUCUUCACGGUGCGGUGAAAACCGUGGCUGGCAAGAAGGUUGGCAUUCUCUAUUUUAACAAGGAAAGGUCGACCAGAACCAGACCAGUCCCAGCGUCAAGUAUUGCUCGAGUGCUGAAGGAGUAUGAAGUCCCACUCGUCAUAAUGAAUGCUUGCGACUCAGCGAGAGCGGAAAGCGGCGAUGAUGCGAAUAUUGCCAACGUUUUUCACAGAAAAGGCAGUGCGCGAAAUGUGCUGGCCAUGUCGUUCAAGAUCUCCAGCGCCGCCGUGGAUCUUUUCUUGACCAUCUUUUAUCAAUCGCUUCUUGUCGAUAAGUUGGCAUUUGCUGCUGCGGCGAGAAAGGCGCGACGGGUGCUAAGAAUCAAUAUGCUGCGCCCAGCAAGGUUUGGGGUGCAACGAGAACUUCUGGACUCAUUUGUGCCUGUGCUCUAUGGGGCCGGCGACGGCUGUGUCUGCGUCGAGGACAGUCCACAGGGAGAGAAUCCCUCAGCGGACGCCGCUUCCCUUCCCUCGGCCUUUGCAGCCCAUUUGGUAGCCUAUCCUGUAACGCCCGUUGGUCGAGAUUUUGAUAUCUUACGCUUGGAGAAAGUGCUCUGUGAAAGGCAAGUUGUCUACCUCCACGGACUUCCAGGAGCGGGUAAAACUUGCCUCCUGCAAUAUGUUUCCGCGUUAUGGCAACAGACGCGUUUUGUCGAUGCUGUAGUCACGGUUGACCUGGUUAAGGAGAAGAUAGACUCUGCAGCUGACUUCGCAGACCUUGUCUUAAAUCAGCUACUACAAAACUACGCCCAGGUGGAGAGAUCAAGCUUAUGGAGCAUCCGUUCCAUGAAUCUUCAAUCACACGAUCUUGAUGCGACCAAAAAGAUCAUAUCUAGAAUACUUGAUACAUGCAAGGUUAUCCUCAUUAUUGACGGGCUGGAUAUGUUGUCUUCUCCUUUCCGUGUUCCUCUUACGCUUGGCUCACGUCGUGUUGGCGCUUCGCCCCAAGAGGUUUUUGAUGUAGUCAAGUCAAUGUUUUUACUUGAUAUGGCCGACGAGCGUGAGACUAGAAGCCGCUUGAUUCUAGCUGGUCGUCGUCCCGAUCACGAAUGGUUGAAGGGUUUCUUAGGCCCACUGACCAAUGCCCAGAGCUAUGAGCUGCAAAAUCUCGAGCUGGCAGACAGCAUCGAGCUGUCCCAAAAGAUCCUUUGUGAGGCAGGCGAAGACAUCUCUAAAUGGGAGUCUGAGGAUUUUGAUUUUCUUGAAGCCAUCAUCGACCUGUUACAGGGUGUCCCACUCGCCCUUAAGGAUAUUCUGCCAAUUCAGCAAGUGCUCUUGGUACCGUGGCGAGAGUUCUACGACCGACUACACAGUGGUUUAUUCAAUUCCUUGUCAGACUUGAGGGAUUUUGGACCGUACCCUCUUGUCGCCGAACUUGACUACAUCUCUGCGGAGCUUCCGCCCGAUGUGUUCAUGUUUUUCUUACUGUUCAGCUUGUACUGGGGACAAAGCGCUCCUCUACAUGCAUUCGAAAGGCUCUUUUUGGCCUCCACAACAAAGGAAGUGAGCACUCGUCAACGAGAGGAACUUGAGUCAGAGAGGUUUUCUAAUUGGGCGGGGCCUCUGCUAGGCUUCGCUGUGGAUCGUGGAUAUUUGCGUCUUGACUUGAGCUCUAAUAUCGCCUGGGUCCACCCACUGUUCAGCAUUUACGGUCGAGCUUUUAUACCGAAAUUCAAUCCCCAUCUACAGCAUCCUUGGAUGCGAGAACUCGUCUUGAAGUCAAUCCAAUUGAUACUGUUUACAUUCAAAGAGUCGCAAAUAUCGCCAACAGAUGAAAAUGCCCCUGACUGUUGCUUGAAAGCUACCAAAUACGGCGGCGACGCAAAUGUGCUUACUUGCAUCAAGCUGGGACUUGAGCUUUCGUCGACGAUGGAUGUUACCCAUUGGCCGAUCCACUUUCUUCAGAGCUAUAUCAGAGACCAUGCAUUGCCGAUUUAUGCAGCCCAAAGCUUUCUGGACUUUCUGAGCCUGUGCGUGGGGAAAUCGAGCACGACAUCCAGCCUUCGUUCCUCACCGUUGAAGUUCUGCAUCGAGGCAGUGUUUUGUCUUGUGGGGAACACGCGGCUGUCCUUUUGGAUACGUAAGCGAGGUGAACAGAUCACGCUUCUAUGCAUCAGCAUGCUGCAAGAAUUGGGCCGAUACCGCGAGUAUGAUUGUGACCCCGACGUCACGAUGUCCCAGUUAUUACUAUUAUCUGUUUUGUGGGAAUAUAGAGAUGCGCUUGGCUGGCUUACCGAGUCUUUCGAUGCAGCUGGAUUGGCCAGUGAUAUCAAGAAAGAUAUACUCAACAACCGACAAGAAAUUAUGGAGCGGAUCGGGAAGACGGCGAUGGUCAAUCAUGCAACAGAAUCGAAAGAAGGGGGAUCCUCACCAAUCCUACAAAACUUGUCCCAGACAGAAUCCUUGAGACAGGAUCUUGACAUGUUGAUACAAUCCCUCGAGGAAAUCAAAUCUCCAAAAUGGUGCCCGGCACUGGACGAGGAUAUGCAGAAAGAAAGCCAUGGCGGCUCUAGCGACGGUGAUCGAUUCAAGAAGCUAAUAAACACAUACACACUGGGUGCUGCACGGGGCGAUCUUGAAGAACUCUCGCGCGGCGGGCCCUUGGACGUAGAAUGUGAUGUCCCAAGUAAAGGCGAUCUUCCUUCUCCGACUCUCCAAGGUCUUGAAGACGCUACAGACACGGGCGACUGGAACGAAGUAUUCCAUCACCAUAGCAAGCUGUUAUUCACUGCAAUUGACAAUAUGAAAUUUCACGAAGCCGACCAGCAUAUCAAUGCCAUUCGUCACAUUUGCAAGAUGACGGGCAAUCUUGCCAUACUAGGCCCGAGUUUGGACGGCUUGAAGGAGACGGUGGACCAGCAGCGAGCUUCUUUUCAAUUAUCGCUUAGCUUAUUACCGUCCCUAGAAGGUGGGCACAGAGAGGGUUCUAUACAAAUAGAGAGGGAACUGUUGUCUUCCCGAGCUGAUGCAGCCCCUCUGCACGCCUUCCUCGCAAACACCUGGUUCAAUAGGAUCGAAGCAGAGGAGGGCAGCGGUGGAUAUAUUCCAUCCCUAUCGCGUGAAAAGAUGCUCAGACUGGUGCAAAGACACGCAAAGCGGUUUAGGAACCCUCAUGAUUUACGGGCUAUGCAAGGCCAGCUAGAGAGUUUCCUCGAGACCAUGAUGUCUGUCAAGCACGCGGUGGCAGAGAGAGAAUUCACAGCUUGCUUCGCGCACCUUGGUAAUCUAGAACAGAUGCUUGAGAAAGACGAAUAUUUGUACGGUCUUUUUGAGGGAGUCGAUUGGAUAGAGAGGAUUCGCCAGAAAUGCCAGAAAAGGGAGUUCCUUGUUGAUCGUAUAUAUGCCCAGACUGCAGCUAUCAUUGAUGGAGACUUCAAUCGAGCGUAUUCUAUUAUCGAUGAGAUCUCAAGUCUUGACCCGACUGACUUCCCAGUUGAAUUGAGCCUGGACCAAGUCAGUACUAUGCUGCGCUCCUCGACUGAACUUGAGUAUCUCACGCGGGAGAUAGAGGAUGCAAAGACCUUGAAUGACGCCAAUAAAGUGAGAGAGUUGAACACGGACUACAUGGACAAAUGGAAAAAGAAUAAACCGGCGCACAUUGAAGAAGUAGAGAUCUUCAUUGCCCAGAAUCUGAACUGGUUGAUCCAGGAGUCAAUGGAUAACCUGCGAUGGCAAGAGGGGCUCAAGCUUUGUGACGAGGCCUUGGAGUACUACAUCUCAUCGGACGAGGAGUCCCUGCUAAAGUGCAGUCUGUUCCAAAACCUUAGAGAGAGUUGUGAAGCUGGGCUCGUUAAUCAAUCACUGGCCGAAGCAUAG
This is a messenger RNA of Aspergillus versicolor CBS 583.65, 4665 nucleotides long. RefSeq lists its product as uncharacterized. NCBI's taxonomy places the organism in Eukaryota, Fungi, Ascomycota, Eurotiomycetes, Eurotiales, Aspergillaceae. The transcript has a single exon. The coding region runs from base 1 to 4665 and encodes 1554 amino acids. The record is from RefSeq and is a predicted model, not a curated record.